GUCUUGAUCCUGGACGAGGCGACAGCCGCCAUGGAUACAGAGACGGAUCUGCUGAUCCAGGAAACGAUCAGGGAGGCGUUCGCCGACUGCACCAUGCUGACGAUCGCUCACCGCCUGCAUACGGUUCUGGGCUCCGACCGGAUUAUGGUGCUGGUGCAAGGACAGGUGGUGGAAUUUGACACCCCGUCCGGUCUCCUGUCGAACGAGAACUCUCGUUUCUACGCCAUGUUCGCUGCUGCAGAAAACAAGAUAACCGUCAAGGGCUAAAAUUUCAGGGCAACGUCACUUUAACCAGGAGGCGACCACUUCCUGCCUGUGGCAGGCGGAGCUCCUCCUCUUCCUCCUCCAUCUCCACGACCUCCUGAGAGUUCAUUGCCUCCGCCCCCCCUUUUUUAAAUUCUUAGCAUUGUGGGUCAGGAUCCAACAUUUUUCUUUCCUUUUUUAAAAGUACUGUAAGGAGAAUUCUUUAUGGCUUUUAUUACGGUAUUUAUUCCAUAUUCUUGUUACUAAUUUUUUUUUUUGUUUUUAAAUGCACUCUACAAAAAAAAAAAAUGGCUCAGGGAGCCAUAACUAUAAAUGUAUCGAGAGGCCUAUAUUGAAGCUUUAUACAUGUAGUUAUAUCUAUACAGAAUUCUGUACAUAGCCUAUAUUUACAGUGGAAAUGUAAGCCGUUUAUUUUAUAUUAAAAUGAGCGCUGCGUUUCAUACCAGUGCAUAUUCUUUUCUAGCGUUUUUGUACGGUUUUAUGGUACCGGGGGGAGUCCCGGCGUCUGCCCGACCUGCAUCGGACGCCUUUCUCGUCUCUCGCGGUCGGCCGUUCUCUCGCGCCGGAUUUUCUCCCAGGUCUCCGGAUGGGAGUGAUGCUUUGCAGUCGUGUCCUCUUUGUGUCAUUUUGUCUUUUGUCCUUGCACAGAGGGGAGGGGCGGGUGGGACACUCUCUACCCACGUGACUCGGUUGUCGGGCCCAUCGCUAGGGAGCGUGGGAGGAGCAGCGGCUUGAUUCCCCGGGCCGGGGGGGGGGGUUUCGUGUUUCCCGAAGUGGGGGUCUGGUGAUAGUAGAAUGUGCACCCUUAUCCAUUAAAGGGAACAAAAAGGACAUUCUCUGUCAGAAGAACUUCCCCAACAUUAUAAAAGGAACACCUCCUGUUUCCACCGGUCAACCUCCCCUCGCCCGGAACCAUAAAUUAACUGUAGCAAUGAGCUUCUCAAAAUAUCGGGGGGGUCCCCUGCUGCCGGAUCUCAUAGUUUUCAAAGCUGCCUCAGCUGAAUUCUUGAUCUUAGAGAUGCUUCAUACCUCAUCUGGACAAGCUCCUCCACGAUUGGCUUUUGAUCGACGUGCGUCACAAUUAACCGUCUCCGCUCACGUCCAACGGCGUUGAUACCCCUUCCCCAGCGAUUUGCCUUUUAAAAAAAGAGAGAGAGCCGGCUCCUGCCGAUCAGGGUUUGACACUGGUGUAGGAAGUUUUAUUUUUCUUACUGUAAAGAGACCUACCUCAGGUUGCUGAGUCCUGUGUGGUACGUUACCAUGGUGACUGUACGCCAUCCCUGUCGUGUGGGACCAGUAGCGCGGUCAAUCCUGUAAUAGCUGUGACUUUUAAUUGAUCAGCGUUGCAUGUUUUUUUGGUUUGGGGUUGUUGGGUUUUCUUUCCCCCCCUUCCCGUCCAGCCGGACGUUUCAUAGCCUUAGCAUGUUUGCAAACCGUUGAGAGAGAAAAAUCCGAAAAAGUGAAUAAAAACUAUUUUGGGUUUUGUAAA
Molecule: messenger RNA, 1753 nt
Organism: Gekko japonicus
Lineage: Eukaryota; Metazoa; Chordata; Lepidosauria; Squamata; Gekkonidae
Product: multidrug resistance-associated protein 5-like
Exons: 2
Biological process (GO): transmembrane transport
Cellular component (GO): membrane
Molecular function (GO): ATPase-coupled transmembrane transporter activity
Source: RefSeq, a predicted model, not a curated record